UGAUUUUAAAUAUUGGUGUUGAUUGCUCAUUGCAGUGUACGAUAUUAUUUUUUAUGUUUAUGAGACCAAACAAACACAUUCCCGUAACGUCAUGCGUCUUUACCCAUCGCACGUGGAUUGCCUUGUUAAUUAGAAUAAGUAAUCAAUGGCAUGUUUAUCUUUGUAUUCUCCACUCCAAUAAGAGAUAACAGCAUCAAUUUCAAUUCUGAAUCUGAUUUGGUUCUGAAAGAACUCAAGUAAUUAGUUCUGACAGAUAUGGCACCCGAUAUGGAACCAAAGAAGAUCAUAAUUGAUACCGACCCUGGCAUCGAUGAUGCCAUGGCAAUAUUCGUUGCUCUAAAUUCACCAGAAGUUGAAGUUAUUGGACUCACAACCAUCUAUGGAAAUGUUUACACCACUCUGGCAACCAGAAAUGCCUUGCAUUUGUUGGAGGUUGCGGGAAGAACAGAUAUACCCGUGGCAGAAGGAUCACAUCUGACAUUAACUAAAGGAACAAAACUUCGUAUUGCAGAUUUUGUCCAUGGUGCAGAUGGGCUUGGCAACCAAAAUUUUCCUCCACCAAAGGGGAAGCCCAUUGAAGAGUCAGCUGCUGCAUUUUUGGUUCGUCAAGCAAAACUUAAUCCUGGGAAAGUCACUGUGGUGGCUUUGGGCCCGCUUACAAAUAUUGCUUUGGCUGUACAGAUGGAUCCAGAAUUUGCAAAGAACAUUGCCCAGAUUGUUAUUCUUGGAGGAGCUUUUGCAGUUAAUGGCAAUGUGAAUCCAGCAGCCGAAGCCAAUAUAUUUGGUGAUCCAGAUGCUGCAGAUGUUGUAUUUACAAGUGGGGCAGAUAUACUUGCAGUUGGGAUAAAUGUUACCCAUCAAGUUAUACUGACAAGUUCUGAUCGAGAAAUUUUGGCAAAUUCAAAAGGAAAAUAUGCUCAAUACCUGCACAAAAUCUUAGAUGUAUAUUUCUCUUACCAUCUGGAGUCAUACAAUACCAAAGGGGUUUAUCUUCAUGAUCCAACUGUGGUUCUUGCUGCUGUUGAUCCUUCACUUGUAACUUGUAUAGAAGGUGUUGUCAGAGUCCAAACGAGUGGCAUUACAAGGGGACUCACAGUACUCUUCAACAAACAGAAAAGGUUUGGUGAAAUCCAUGAAUGGUCGAAUAAGCCAACAGUAAAGGUGGCUGUGACAGUUGAUGCUCCUAGAGUUAUGAAACUGGUAAUGGAUCGCCUUUUGGACUCUUGAAGUAGCCAUGAAGCAUUCAAAAAGCUCUUUAGUUUAUCCUUCUUAUAUUUGUGUUUUGUAGCUCUUGAGCUCUACCUUGAAUUUCAUUUCAAUUUCAGUGUGAAAGGAAAAGUUCUAUUACUUCAUUGGUUAAAUUUUCAUUUGACUUCCAAUUAUAAUAUAUGAGCAGCACUUGUAUCUUA
Messenger RNA from Vigna umbellata (rice bean), 1409 nucleotides. RefSeq names its product putative uridine nucleosidase 2. The record is from RefSeq and is a predicted model, not a curated record. Gene Ontology annotation, biological process: purine nucleoside catabolic process. Gene Ontology annotation, molecular function: purine nucleosidase activity. Lineage: Eukaryota; Viridiplantae; Streptophyta; Magnoliopsida; Fabales; Fabaceae. Gene Ontology annotation, cellular component: cytosol.